Molecule: messenger RNA, 990 nt
Organism: Fusarium tjaetaba
Lineage: Eukaryota; Fungi; Ascomycota; Sordariomycetes; Hypocreales; Nectriaceae
Product: succinyl ligase
Exons: 5
Coding region: 1-990 (329 amino acids)
Biological process (GO): tricarboxylic acid cycle
Cellular component (GO): succinate-CoA ligase complex (ADP-forming); mitochondrion
Molecular function (GO): succinate-CoA ligase (ADP-forming) activity; succinate-CoA ligase (GDP-forming) activity
Source: RefSeq, a predicted model, not a curated record
AUGCAGUCCUUCGCCAGAGCCACUCGCGCCUCGGCGCUGCAAAACGUUGGCCGCCGAGCCUAUUCUUCGUCGCAGUAUGCCCAGACCAUCAACAACCUGCGCAUCAACGCCGACACCAAGGUCAUCUACCAGGGCUUCACCGGAAAGCAGGGAACUUUCCACGCUCAACAAGCUAUCGAAUACGGCACAAAGGUCGUCGGUGGAACAAACCCCAAGAAGGCUGGCCAGACUCACCUCGGCCUCCCUGUCUUCAAGAACGUUGGUGAAGCCGUCAAGGAGACUGGUGCCACUGCUACUGGUCUCUUCGUCCCUCCUCCUCUGGCCGCCGCCGGUAUCGAGGAGGCCCUCGAGGCCGAGAUCCCCCUCGUUGUCUGCAUCACUGAGGGUAUCCCCCAGCACGACAUGGUUCGCAUCACCGACAUGCUCAAGACCCAAAGCAAGACUCGUCUCGUCGGACCCAACUGCCCCGGUAUCAUUGCUCCCGAACAGUGCAAGAUCGGUAUCAUGCCUGGCUUCAUCCACAAGCGCGGCCGCAUCGGUAUCGUCUCUCGUUCAGGUACUCUCACCUACGAGGCCGUCAACCAGACCACCCAGGCCGGUCUUGGUCAGUCUCUCGUUGUCGGGAUCGGCGGUGACCCCUUCUCCGGUACCAACUUCAUCGACUGCCUCAAGGUCUUCACUGAGGACCCCGACACCGACGGUAUCAUCAUGAUUGGUGAGAUUGGUGGUUCUGCUGAGGAGGACGCUGCCGAGUUCCUCAAGCAGGCCAACACUGUCAACGGUGGUAAGCCCGUUGUCAGCUUCAUCGCUGGUAUCUCUGCUCCUCCCGGCCGACGAAUGGGUCACGCCGGUGCCAUCGUUUCCGGUGGUAAGGGUGGUGCCGACACCAAGAUCAAGGCUCUUGAGGACGCUGGUGUCAUUGUCGAGCGCUCUCCCGCUGGUCUGGGCAAGGCUCUCUACAACGAGUUCGUCCGCCGCGAUCUGCUAUAA